UUAUUGGUGUAGUUGAAUUUGGUUAUAUAUAUUUUAUCUGUCUAUAUAUAUAUAUGCUAACCGGUUAUGCCAACGCCGGUCAGCAUAGCUAGACAAUGUUUAACAGACGAGGCGGCACGUGCGUUAGACGACGCGGUGGCCGUGGCUAGAAGGAGGAGCCACGGCCAGACGACGUCGUUGCACGCCGUCUCGUCUUUAUUAACACUACCCACAUCGACUCUGCGCGAAGCGUGCGCGCGAGCACGCAGCUCGGCGUACUCGCCGAGGCUGCAGUUCCGCGCGCUGGAGCUCUGCGUGAGCGUUUCGCUGGACCGGUUACCGUGUUCCAAAAGCAAAACGCUGGACGCAGAGCCACCGGUGUCGAAUUCGCUUAUGGCGGCGAUUAAACGGUCCCAGGCUAAUCAAAGAAGGCACCCUGAGACGUUUCAUUUGUAUCAAAUGCAUCAACAAAUGAUGCAACAAAACUCUCAAACGACGUCGUUGUCGUGUGUUAAAGUUGAGCUUAAACACUUUAUAUUGUCUAUACUUGAUGACCCGAUUGUUAGUCGGGUUUUCGGGGAUGCGGGUUUUCGUAGUGCUGAUAUAAAGAUAGCUAUUUUGCAUCCCCCGUUAGUUUCUGGGGGGUUUCAGAAAUCUUUAAUUCCCCCAAUGUUUUUGUGUAAUUUGCCUGAAGCUCGAACCGGGUUUAAUUUCCCAUUUGUUGUUGAUCAAGAAGAAGAAGAUUUUAAACGAAUCGGGCAAGUUUUAGCUAAGAAAACGUCGAAAAACCCGUUGCUUGUUGGGGUGUCAGCUGAUACUAUGCUUAGAGGGUUUAUAGAUGGUAUUAAGAUUAGUAAAGUUGGUCUUUUGCCUAGUGAAAUCGCGGGUUUGAAUGUAGUCGAUGUCGAUAAGGAGGUAAGCGAGUUUUGUUUAGGGACUUUGAGUGAAGAUAUGAUGGAAUUGAAGUUGAAUGAGGUAAGGGAAAAAGUAGAGAGUUGUGAAAAUUGUGGUGUGAUUGUGAAUUUUGGUGAUUUGAAGGUGUUUCUUGAGGGUGGAUGUUUAUUGGAAUAUGUUGUUGCGAAAGUGAGUGAUUUGGUUCGGAUUUGUGGUGGGAAGUUGUGGUUGAUUGGAUCGGUUGGGAGUUACGAGAUUUAUAUGAAAAUCAUGGCAAAAUUUAAGAAUCUUGAGAAAGAAUGGGAUUUGAGUGUGGUACCAAUAACUUGUUCUAAGCUGAGUAGUCCUAAUGGAUCACAGAAGAAAUCUAGUUUGAUGGGGUCAUUUGUACCAUUUGGUGGCUGUUUUCCUGCGCAAAACGAGCUAGGGAAUUCGCUCUGCAAAAGUGAUCAAGCGAUGACUCGUUGUGAUCAUUGCAAUGAGAAAUAUGAGCAAGAAGUUUCGGUUGUGAUGAAGGGAGGCAGAACAGCAUCGGUUGCUGAUCAGCAGUUGACCGGCUUAGCACCUUGGAUGCAAAUUCCUGAAUCUGAUACAACCAACGGAAAUGGUGUGAUAGAGGCCAAAGAUCAUGGAGGAGUACUCAAUGCCCGGGUCGUGGCAUUACAGAGGAAAUGGAACGAUAUCUGCCAGCGUAUUCAUCAAAGAUUUCCAUCACAGCAAAAUAGCUCUCAGAUUAGGGCCCGAGUACCUUUUCCUCACCACGUUCAGCCUGAUGCCAAGCUAUUGGAAAUCAGUGGCCAAGAUUCAAAUCAAGAGAUCAGACCUAGAAAGCUAUCACCACCCAUUGAAUUUUUUGCAAACAUGAAGAAUCCAAGCACUACAUCUUCUCCAGCAACUUCCAUCACCACAGAUUUGGGCCUUGGAAACAUUUAUGUAUUACCUGAUCUCGACCGAAGACCCCCGACUCAUGAAACCCAUCUUCAAACCUUCUGUGGGGCAGGGUCUGCAGAGGUUGAUGAAAUAAGUAUGUGUGCUUCAGAUGGAAUAAAACAAUCUUAUGAAAAAGAUUUUAAGCAACUUUAUAGAGCACUUGUAAAGAAAGUUGGGUAUCCAAAUGAUUCCAUUCAUGCCAUCAGUCAAACGAUCUCACGAUUCAGAACUGCAAAUGGAAGGCGUCAUGUAUGGCUUAAUUUUUCUGGAUCUGACCGGGUGGGCAAGAAGAAAAUCAGCGCCGCACUUGCUGAAGUUGUUUUUGGAAGCCGUGAAAGUUUAAUCUCUAUAGACUUAAACUUUGAAAAUCAGAUCCGUCACCCGAGCUCCGUAUUUGACGGUCAAAGCAUAAACUUUUCUGAUUCAUCGUUUAGAGGCAAAACUGCAACAGGUUUCAUUGCUGAGGAGUUGAUUAAAAAACCUCGGUCAGUAGUUCUUCUUGAACACAUAGAUAAAGCUGAUUUUGUGACUCAAGAUAGCUUAUCUCUAGCCAUCAGAACUGGGAAACUAUCAGGUACACAUGGUAGAGAAACCCGAAUCACUGAUGCUAUCUUUGUGACCACCACAAGCACUAGUAAAGAAUUAGAUACUCUUACUUAUUCAGAGGAAAGUAUAUUGAAUGCUAAAGCCUUGCAAAUGAGAAUCUCAGUAGAAACAUCCGAGGCCGAAAACUCGAGUGUAUUACUUUGGCCUAAAGAAUCAGUUUCAAGAAACCCCGAAAUGUCUAAAAAAAGAAAGAUUAUCGAAGUAGACGACUUCGAGAUAAUGGUACCAAAAGUCAAGAAACUGAAGUCUUGUUUUGAUUUGAAUCUUCCAAUAGAGGAACCCGAAGAAAGUGAUAAUGACACCGUUUCGGACACUAGAGAAGUUUGGUUAGAAGAAUUUAUAGAGCAAGUGGACGAGAAAGUUGUCUUCAAGCCGUUUGAUUUUAACUCUUGUGCAGAAACUAUUUUGAAACAAAUCAGCAAAUGUUUCCGAAAUUCAUUUGGAACAAAUGUCGUGUUAGAAAUCAACAAUGAAGUGAUGGUGCAAAUGCUCGCAUCUUAUUGGUUAUCAGACAGAAAGGGUGAGGUCGAGAAUUGGAUUGAUACUAUACUCUAUAGAGGUUUUAAGGAAGUUAAGGAGCAACGACGGGUCCAUAGUGAAUCCAUAGUUAAACUAGUUGCUCUUGAAGGGGUUAUGAUUAAAGAUGAUGCAACCUGUGUAUGUCUUCCCUCAAGAAUCAUGGUGAAAUGAUUCGUCGUAGGUAUUUUUGUUUUUUGUAAUUAUAUAUGUAUAAUGCUAGUUUUAGCAUCGAAAUCAGCCUGGUUAAGGCUGAUCAUAUUAUAUCCCACAAUUUUACGGAAUAGCUUCUGUUCUGUGUUGUGCUACAACUGCUUUGCAGUGAUAUAUUGUAUAGUGAUGAUAUGUUUUUGUC
Erigeron canadensis is the source of this 3280-nucleotide messenger RNA. Its product is annotated as protein SMAX1-LIKE 6-like. Gene Ontology annotation, molecular function: ATP hydrolysis activity; ATP binding. The transcript is spliced from 3 exons. The record is from RefSeq and is a predicted model, not a curated record. The coding region runs from base 67 to 3099 and encodes 1010 amino acids. NCBI's taxonomy places the organism in Eukaryota, Viridiplantae, Streptophyta, Magnoliopsida, Asterales, Asteraceae.